GGAGGAGAAGCUAUAUGAGAUAGAAGUGGUGGAAGAGGAAUGGAGAUCGGAUUUGGACUGGUGGCUGUCGGACGAAGACCGGCGGAGCUCGAUGAGCACUGCAUUGGAAACUCAUUCAAUGCAGAGCGAAGAUGACGGGCACGAAUUAAAUACUAACGUGAUUAGUGGCGAGGAUGAUGACAGUAUUGAUGUGGAGCCGUUACACAAAGAAGGUUUUUUGAAUUCAAGAUUGCAAGAGAUAACGGCAUGCAACAACAAUGCCAACUUUGAUUUGCCGCGGGAAUUUGGAGAAGCUAAUGGGCAUGAUGCAGGCGAGGCGAAUGACGAGGGGAAUGGGCUGAUAGGGAGUGCUGUCCAUAAUGGGCUGGAGGAGAGUAUUGGGUUUACUCAAGGCCCAACAAAUGAGGUAAUUAAAGACAAUGAGGAAGAGCCCAUGGGAGAGGAUCUAGAGGAUUCCAGCACAGCUCAUAAAGAAAUAUUCAGAGACGGGAUGGGUAAAAGAAGGAGAAAAAUUACAAAUUGCUACCCGGAGGAGUUGACUGAAAUCCGAAAAGAGAGGGCAGCCUGGGUCACGGCACGGACAAAGCAGAGGGGUUUAGGGAGUAUGCUGAAGAGGAAGGAAGUGGCGAAAUUAGUGCGAGUUGAAAGACCAGAUUUCUUGUUUUUACAGGAAACCAAAUUAGAAGAGAUGGAUGAGGGUCUUUGUGGAAUGGUGUGGCAUUCGAAGGGGGAUGGGUAUCUAGGAAUAAAAGGGCUUUGGGGUGUGAAGAAGGAAAUGUGUUAUUUCGUGAAUGUUUAUGCGCCAACUAAUAGAACGAAAAAAGCUGAGCUAUGGGCUGAGUUGAGGCAAAUGAUUAUGGAGGAGGGUGGAAGAUGGCUGAUCGUAGGGGAUUUUAAUGCAGUACAUAGUAUUGAAGAAAGGAGGGGUAAAACAGGGGAGAGUCUGGAUAUGAAGGAAUUUAAUGAUUUUAUAGAGGCAGUGGGGUUGGUGGACCAUAAAUUGGCGAAUCGAAGAUUCACUUGGUAUAGACCAGAUGGCACAUCUAUGAGCCGUCUGGAUAGGGUAUUGAUGACAACUGAGAUGACCGAAUUGGGUGGAGAAUGGGUGCAACAGGGUUUAAAGAGAACUAUUUCAGAUCAUUGUGCGAUCAUUAUGAAAACCAGAGUAUCGGAUUGGGGUCCUAAACCCUUUAGGGUGCUUGAUGUUUGGCAACAACAUCCGGAGUUUAAGAGGGUGGUGGAGGAACAGUGGAAUGCAAUGGCAGUGGAUGGGUUUGCAGGUUAUAGAUGUAAACUAACAUUGAAGAUGUUGAAAGAAUUCUUGCGGGAAUGGAACAAAGGGGUGCUUGGGGAUAUAGAGGCUCAAUUUGAAAGGGCAGCUGCCAAAGUUGCACAUGUGGACAUAAAGAAUGAAGAGUUUACAUUGGAUGAAGAUGAGGUACAUGAAAGACAGAAGGGCUUUCAGGAGACAUGGGAUAGUAUGAGGAAGAGGGAAGCUUUAUGGAGGCAGAAGUCAAGAAGUAACUGGGUAAAAUUGGGGGAUGCAAACACCAGAUUUUUCCAUAAAAUUGCAAAUGGACGGAAGGCUUGUAAUGGCAUUGUAGGGCUCUCAUGUGACGGACAAUGGGUGGAGGAGCCAGAGCUGGUAAAAAAGGUGGCUGUUGAUUAUUUUCAAAAGUUGUUUUGUGGAGAAUCAUGGAACCGUCCAAAACCAUCUAGCAUUAUUUUCAAGCAGAUUUCGGAGGAGAUGAAGGUAUGGCUAGAAAGAUCAUUUUUGGUAAAAGAGAUUGAAGAUGGAUUGAAGAGUUCAAAGGUGUUGGCAAAUAGGCUUAAGGAGGUAAUGUCACAGAUUAUUAGUGAUACUCAGUCUGCUUUUGUUGGGGGGCGUCAGUUGGUUGAUGGAGUGCUAGUCUUGAAUGAAGUUGUUGAGGAGGUCAAGAGACGAAAGCACCAAGCUUUUAUUUUUAAGGCCGAUUUUGAGAAGGCCUAUGAUUGUGUCGAUUGGUCAUUUCUGGAUUGGAUGAUGAACAUGUUCGGUUUUGGAGUGCGAUGGAGAGGAUGGAUAAAGGAGUGUCUUUCAACAGCAAGAAUCUCAAUGUUAGUGAAUGGAAGUCCAAUCGAGGAGUUUACGAUGGGAAAAGGGUUAAGGCAAGGGGAUCCUUUAUCUCCUUUUUUGUUUCUGAUGAUUGCCGAGGGGUUACAUGGUCUAGUCAAAAAAGCUGAGACAGAGGGCCUGCUACAUGGAAUCGAUGUGGGUAGCAAGGGAUUGACUAUUUCUUUGCUCCAAUUUGCGGAUGAUACGGUAAUCUUGGGAAAAGCAAAUGAAGAGAAUAUUUUUACUGUGAAAACCAUUUUACGAUGGUUUGAAUUGAUGUCUGGACUGCGAAUCAACUUUUGUAAAAGUAGUAUUGUCGGAUUUAAUGUGGCACAGAGAUGGUUAAAUGGAGCAGCAACUGUUUUGAGAUGUGGUGUUAGGAAGCUACCUUUUGUGUAUUUGGGAAUGCCUGUGGGUGGAAACCCUGGGACUAAGAAGUCGUGGGACCCAGUGUUGAAUAAAUUUCGAACCAAGCUUGCCGUCUGGAAAUCUGCUUGCUGUCCUUUGGUGGCCGCAUUACUCUGCUUAAUUCGGUACUCUCUUCCUUACCUAUUUUUUAUGUCUUUAUUUUUAGCACCUAAUUGCAUGGUGUCUGAGUUGAUUAGAAUACAGAGGGAUUUUCUGUGGGGAGGGGCUGAAUUAAAGAGGAAGAUUCCUUGGGUUAGUUGGGAGAUGGUGUGUCGUAGUAAGGAGAAGGGUGGGCUAGGAGUCACGGAUUUGAGGAGGAGGAAUUGGGCACUUUUAGGGAAGUGGUGGUUUAGGUUGGGUGAUGGUGGUGAGAGCCUAUGGAAACAGGUCGUUUGGGAUAAAUAUUAUGGAGGUCGGAGGGAGGUGGACAUUAGGGCAGUAGAUAGUGUGAGGGUGUCUAGGAUUUGGAGGGAUGUUAUUAGUGUCGAGGGAAAAUCUAUCCAAUUACAAGACAUGUUAGGGAAGGGGUUUAGGUGGAUGGUUGGAGAUGGAAGGCGUGUAGGUUUUUGGCAUGAGAUUUGGGUGGGGGAUAAAUCUUUAAGGGAUUUAUGUCCUAGGUUAUUUGAGCUCGCUAUGAAAAAGGACGGUAUGGUUUGUGAAAUGGGGGGUGGGAAAGGGGCUUAUGGAGAUGGAAUAUUGACUGGAGAAGAGGGAGAAGAGAGAUACGCAGUGAAGAAGGCUUAUGAGUUUCUGUCACCAAUGGAGUCCAUUCUUCCUGAUCAAAUUUGGAGGGAGCUAGGGGCCUGUCUUUUCCUUAUUGGGUCUUGGUAUAUUUGGUAUUGGAGGAACAUUAGAGUUUUCCAGAACAAAGGGGAGUGUAGGGACGGUUUGCUCCAUAUGAUUCAGUCCAAAAUGUUUUUGUGGAUCAAAAAUAAGGUGGUUGGAAGUCUUUUCUCGUUAUUUGAUUGGCAAUUUCAUCCACUGGAAUGUGCUACUGCCAUAAGGAAGCAUAGAAGCCCGCUGAGGGAGUUCCGUAAGCACAAAAAUGGAGAGCAUGCUGAGUAGUGUGAUUGGUUUUUUAGUUUAAAUGUUUCUUGAGAAUUUGUAUCUUGGUUAGACUAUUUUAAUAGUUUGUAUUUGGGUUGGAGUACCCCUUGUACUCUAUAUAAUCAAAUCUCAUUUAUUUU
Messenger RNA from Rubroshorea leprosula, 3690 nucleotides. NCBI's taxonomy places the organism in Eukaryota, Viridiplantae, Streptophyta, Magnoliopsida, Malvales, Dipterocarpaceae. The record is from the annotation of a GenBank genome assembly.